Molecule: messenger RNA, 555 nt
Organism: Fusarium venenatum
Lineage: Eukaryota; Fungi; Ascomycota; Sordariomycetes; Hypocreales; Nectriaceae
Biological process (GO): RNA processing
Source: RefSeq, a predicted model, not a curated record
AUGUCACUACCGGAGCUUCCAGGAACGGCCGACUUUCUCACCGAUGCAGCACACCUCCUACGCAUGACAGCCCCAGAGACUUCAGCUCAUCUCAUGACCUAUCGUGGCAACCUUCUUUCACAAUUUAGUAUCUCACCGUCUGAUGUUCAACGACAACGCGUAUGCGGAGGCUGUGGUCUCAUAACAAUCCUAGGCCAAGAAGCCAUGCUGAAACUGGAGACUCGAGAAAACAUGCGAGCCAAGACAAAGGGCAAAAAGUCUGACAUCGACUCAACACCGAAAGACAACAAAGAGGGGCCAUGCAAGAUCCUUCACUGCGACAACUGUCAACGAGACACAAAGAUUGUCCUCUCAGCUCCGGUGCCUGCUGUGAGACGCAAAACAGCACAAAAUAAAGUCCAGAAGACUUCUGCAUCAGUUGAACCGCCUAAGCAAACUUCAAAUGCCAGCAGUAAGAAACGCGCUAAAAACCGAAAGGCCGGACUCCAAGCUUUGCUUUCAGGUCAAAAGCAGCAAGCCGCAAACCCUCUCAGUCUUUCUCAUUUUAUGAAAUGA